AUGUAUGCGAUUUUCUCUCGCAGGGUCGUCGUCGUUAGCUCUUCUUCGCAUCUAACCAAACUGGUGACGAAGCAGCCGAACCAGAGUCGCAAUUUCUUGAGUCAUUUUCUUCCUUCUGGUCUCUCUUCUUCUUCUUCUUCUUCUUCUUCUUCUUCUUCUUCGGCUACCCGAUUUGUUCCUUCUCUUCUACCCCGACCAAAGAAAGUUCAUGGGUUCUUCGCCAGCACGUUGGGAAACACUCAUCUAAAGCAAAAAUUCGGAAAUGUUUUGGGAUCUAGAGUUCGGUUCUUCAGUUCUGAGCUUCCUAGUGUUGGAUUUGAGUCUAAGGGUUUUACUGGGUUUCAAAAGCGUGGAUGGAAGUCUUGGUUUAAUGGAGCUAAUGGUGUGGUUUUCGGGUUGAUAAUAGCUAAUGCUGCUGUAUUUACUAUGUGGCGGGUUUCAGGCAAGGACAAGAAGAACAGAGAGUGGAUGAUGAAAAACUUUAUGUUAUCAAAGUACAGUUUUUUUACUGGACGCAUACACACGCUGGUCACUUCGGGUUUUACUAAUGUUGGAACCACUCAAAUCCUCUUGAACAUGAUUGGACUUUGCUACUUCGGAACCAGAAUUGCAAGAACCUUGGGAGGGCGCUACCUUUUGAAGCUGUACUUUGCUGGAACACUUGGUAGCUCUGUUUUCUUCUUGAGUAUUCAUGCUCUCUCUGUUACGUCACUCAAGGGCAAAGGAGUAGUCCCUAGGCCCCCUACAGAUCGAGUAAAAGUCCCCAUUGUGCAUCAGGGUGCUGAUGGACCUGUGUGUGCCAUCACGCUUCUCGAUAUGUUCAUCUACCCAAAAGUUACUACAUACUUUGGGUUGGUGAUCCGUGUGCCUGUAUUGGUGGGAAUCUUAUUUUUAGGAAUCGACAUGAUGAAGAUGCUAGAGGGGAAACAGAACAAGGUCUCCUCAAGUUCGAGUCAGUUGGGUGGAGUUGUAGUUGCAGUCAUGGCGUGGGCACGGUUAAGGAAAGGUCGAUUCUGCUAA
Molecule: messenger RNA, 1020 nt
Organism: Camelina sativa (false flax)
Lineage: Eukaryota; Viridiplantae; Streptophyta; Magnoliopsida; Brassicales; Brassicaceae
Product: rhomboid-like protein 16, chloroplastic
Cellular component (GO): membrane
Molecular function (GO): serine-type endopeptidase activity
Source: RefSeq, a predicted model, not a curated record